CGUUGUUGUACCAAAGUCUAAGCACACUCAACCUUCCUCUUUAAGCCUUGACAACUCGAUAACUAUACCCAAAUCUCUCAUCAACCCUAAUCUACCCCGGAUCAUCACAAUGCAGCUCACCGUCGCCGCCCUUGCUGCUCUCGCCAGCUGCGCCGCCGCCCAGUUCUGCGGAGUCGUCACCUCCCCCGUCCAAGGCUGGGUAGCCUGCUCGGUAGAGCAGUAUCCCGUCAUGGACGCUGAAUGUAAGGCCAUCGGCGGCACGGUGGCCGGCCACAACCAAGAGGUCGGAAACCCCAGCUCCAACUGCAUCACGUACUGCAACAACGUUCCCACGGGUGGACACGACAAGACCGGCAGCAUCGCCGGCCGCCUCAGCUACCACGUCUACGUCGUCGACUCUUGCAACAGUUGCGGCUACUGCGGCGCGAUCUAAUGCUGUC
Molecule: messenger RNA, 440 nt
Organism: Colletotrichum destructivum
Lineage: Eukaryota; Fungi; Ascomycota; Sordariomycetes; Glomerellales; Glomerellaceae
Exons: 1
Coding region: 110-433 (107 amino acids)
Source: RefSeq, a predicted model, not a curated record